This is a messenger RNA of Leptopilina heterotoma, 1009 nucleotides long. It is a transcript of the gene Sdhaf3, whose product is annotated as succinate dehydrogenase assembly factor 3, mitochondrial. The transcript is spliced from 2 exons. Gene Ontology annotation, biological process: mitochondrial respiratory chain complex II assembly; succinate metabolic process. Lineage: Eukaryota; Metazoa; Arthropoda; Insecta; Hymenoptera; Figitidae. Gene Ontology annotation, cellular component: mitochondrial intermembrane space; mitochondrion. The record is from RefSeq and is a predicted model, not a curated record. Bases 315 to 671 code for a protein of 118 amino acids.
ACAAAAUUAAAAUUACUUUACCGACAGACACUUUCAAAUAAGUUCCAGUGAAUUAUUCUAGAUGCCACAGUAAGAAACUUUUCGGAUCGCUUUUCGGAGCAGAGAUAAAUUCACUACAGUUUCAACUUUUCGAGUAAAUUAUAUAUUUUCGAUGGAUGAAUUAUAAUUUUAGUUUGAAACUCUCAGGGACGUAAAAUUUUUAUAAAUAAACACUAUAAUGGAAUUGCUGAAAAAAAUGAAGUUUCUUGAAAGUUUUGGAUUGAACAAUUGAAAAAUUAUAAUCAGUAUUAAAAAUAAAUACUGGGAAUAGAAGUAUGAGCUCGUUAACGCAUUUACAACGAGUAAGAAGACUCUACAAGACAGUUUUGAGGCUACAUCGAGGACUACCAUUGGAAAUACAAUCCCUUGGCAAUAAUUAUGUACGAGAUGAAUUUAAACGUCAUAAAACUUGCAAUUCAGCUGAAGCUAAUGUUUUCCUGAACGAAUGGGCCAAUUAUGCAAUAUCUUUGGCGAAACAACUUGGAUUGCAAGGACCAAAAACGUCGGAGACUUUAGGAAAGAAUUUAAAUAGUGAAGACAUUGAAAAAUUAAGAGACGAACAAGUGUAUCAACUUUAUGAAUUACUAAUGGCAGCAACGGGGAAACCAGAUGAAAAAAGCAAAAAUUCCUGACGUUACAAGACUCAUAUUUAGUUCAAAUAAUUAAUUAUGUAUGAAAAAAAUGAGAGUAGUUAUUUAUUUCUGUUGGUACUUAAUUAAAUACUUUGUUAUUUUAAUAUUUAAAGCAAGUAUUAUUGUCUAAAUAAUAUAAAUUGUUUUCGGAAUAUUCGUGACAACAAAUUAAUUUGACUUGUUUAAAUUAAAUUAAUUUAAUAUAUUUAACAAGUGAUUCUCCAAAUAUUCUCAAUAACGCAUCGCCUCGACAACAAUAAUAUUGUCUCAAUUUUACUGUAAAAAAUACUGUUUAAAAUUUUUUCAAUACUUUAAUAUUCGAAUAAUUCAAUAUUUCA